AUGCCUUCCGACAUUCGUGCUUUCUUUGGGCCAAAGGGUGGUAGUGCCCCAAAGCCUGCUCCUAGAAAAGCCGAGGAGCUGGCCAAGACCAAGCGUGCAACAAAGGGAAGAAAAGUUGUUGAAGACAGCGAAGAUGAAGAUGAUGAGGCGGUAGAGGUCAAGAAAACAGCAGCCAAGCCUGCCCCUAAGAGAAAAAUAAAGGACGAGGAGCCUAAGGGCGUGUCCAUAUCCGCCGACGACUACUUUGCCUCGAGCAAGGCCGAGAAAUCUACAACUUCGGCAACACCUAAAAAGCCUGCAGCCAAACCAGAAGCUCCGGCUCGAUCAAGUCCCCGAAAGAAGGCUCCAGCUUCGAAACCCCCAGCACCAGCGAAGAACGGCAAAGCUACUGCUACACGAAAAGCUACGACCUCUCACUCGCACAAUGCGACUGACCAAGAUUCUGAUGCAUACAUGGACGAUGGAGAUGAAGACGACGGCGAUAUUUUUGCCGCAGAUGCCAAAGGCCGAAGUAAACGCAAGAACGACGACUACGAAGAGGAUGAGUCAGACGAAGAGGUCCUCCCUCAACCCAAGCGCUUAGCUACCAGAGGCCGCCAGGCUGCUGUCAAGAAAGAAGAUUCCGACGACGACGUGAAGCCCGCCCCUGCAAGCAAGAAAAGAAAAUCUCCCGCUGAAGAUUCGGAGGAGUCAGAAGAUGAGGCCCCACGGAAGAAGACGGCCACUGCAAAACCCAAAGCUCCAGCCAAACCUCGAGCUCCACGGGCGAAGAAGGCCGAUGAGCCGGAAGACGACGAGAUCAAGAAUAUCCUUGAAAGCGUUGCUACUGUUCGAGCUCCUACGCCACCGCCAAAGGAUUCUGAUAACAAGUUUGACUGGCGAAAGAAAGCCUUCGGGGGCGGCAAUGCAUCUGCUCAGCCAGCAUCUGGCUCAGUCGAGCUUCCGGAGGGCGAAGAAGAGUGUCUUUCCGGCCUCAGCUUUGUUUUCACGGGCGUCUUACAAACUAUCAGCCGUGAUGACGGGCAAGCUCUUGUCAAGAGAUACGGUGGUAAAGUUGUUGGCCAGCCAAGCAGCAAGACCAGCUUCGUGGUCCUUGGAGAUGACGCUGGUCCAAGCAAGCUGGCAAAAAUUCAGUCUUUAAGCAUCAAGACAAUUGAUGAGAACGGACUUUUCGACUUGAUUCGCAAGCUUCCUGCAUUUGGAGGAGGCGGCAAAGGGGCUCAGAAGGCCCAAGAGAAGAAAAAGGCCGACGAAGACAAAGUGAGGAAGCAAGCUGCCGAAAUGGAGGCUGAAGAGAAAGCCCGCAAGGUCGAGGCUGAAAAGGCUGCCAAGAAGGCUGCCGCUGCUGGAGGAGCGCCCGUAAAGGCAGUAGCAGCACCCCCUGUGCAGUUGCUGACGUCCAAAUAUGCACCAACUCAGCUUAGCCAUAUCUGUGGCAACAAAGCCCAGGUCGAAAAGAUUCAAUCUUGGCUUAGAAAUUGGCCUAAGAACAAGAAAUACAACUUCCAGCGACGAGGCGCAGAUGGAAUGGGUGGUGAGCGCGCUAUCAUCGUCUCCGGCCCACCUGGUAUUGGCAAGACAACGGCUGCCCAUCUAGCAGCGACUCUGGAAGGAUACGACGUCUUGGAGAGUAAUGCCAGUGAUUCUCGAAGCAAGAAGCUUGUCGAGAAUGGAGUGAGUGAUGUCAUGAACAAUACUUCACUUCUCGGAUAUUUUGCUGGCGACGGCAAGAAUGUCGACGCCACCAAGAAGAAGAUUGUUCUCAUCAUGGAUGAGGUUGACGGUAUGUCUGCGGGUGAUCGUGGUGGUGUCGGUGCUCUAGCGAAAUUCUGCAAGAAGACAGAGAUUCCUCUGAUCCUCAUCUGCAACGAAAGAAAGCUGCCCAAGAUGAAGCCCUUCGACCAUGCUGCGUUCGACAUUCGAUUCAAUCGUCCCACUGUGGACCAGGUCCGAUCCCGUAUCAUGACCAUCUGCCAUAGAGAAGGCCUUAAACUACCACCUACCGUGGUGGACGCUCUUAUCGAGGGAAGCAACAAAGACAUUCGACAAAUCAUCAACAUGAUUUCCACAGCAAAGCUGGACCAGACAAGCAUGGACUUCGACCAGAGCAAGGCCAUGUCGAAGGCCUGGGAGAAACAUGUUAUCCUCAAGCCUUGGGAUAUCUGCCAGAAGAUGCUGGCUGGGGGUCUUUUCGCUCCUGCGAGCAAGGCGACGCUGAAUGACAAGAUUGAGCUGUACUUCAACGACCACGAAUUCAGUUAUCUCAUGAUUCAAGAAAACUAUCUUCGAACAAAGCCCAUGGCUCUCACUGGCAAAGGAUACAGCCAGCGUGAGCACAAUCUCAAGGCCCUUGAACUGUUCGACAAUGCGGCAGAGAGUAUCAGUGAUGGCGAUUUGGUCGAUCGCAUGAUUCAUGGACCUCAGCAGCAAUGGAGCCUUAUGCCCACGCAUGCUGUGUUCAGUACGGUUCGCCCAGCUAGCUUCAUUGCGGGACAACUGUUGGGCUCAAACUUUACAUCCUGGCUCGGCAAUAACAGCAAGUUCGGCAGACUUGGUAGAUCGCUUCGAGAAAUUCAUUCUCACAUGCGUCUCAGAUCUUCUGGUGAUCAUAACGAGAUUCGCCAGCAGUAUCUCCCUGCUCUCUGGACACAGCUUGUUGGACGACUCCAAGACCAGAACAACGACGCCGUAGGACCCGUCAUUGAUCUAAUGGAUAGCUACUUCUUGACUCGAGAAGAUUUUGACACUGUUCAAGAACUCGGCGUUGGACAAAUGGACGGCGACAAAGUCAAGAUUGAAACAAAGACCAAGGCCGCCUUCACCAGAACAUACAAUGCCAUGAGCCAUCCUGUUCCUUUCAUGAAGGCUAGCAAUGUUACCGCUCCCAAGGCUCAACCGAAGGAGGUUCCUGAUCUGGAGGAGGCCGUCGAAGACGAUGAUGCUGAAGUUGUUGAGGCACCUGAAGCCGAUGAGGAUGAUGAUGAGAUCGAUUUCAAGAAGGACAAGUACAUCAAGAAGCCAAAAGCAAAGAAGGCUACCAAGAAGACAACCAAGGCCGCUGCCGCAGCCGACGAUGACGACGAGGAGGAGAAGCCCAAACGAGGACGGGCCAAAGCUAAGGCCACGACCACCAAGGCAAAGGCGAAGAAAUAG
Messenger RNA from Fusarium pseudograminearum CS3096, 3153 nucleotides. RefSeq lists its product as uncharacterized. The coding region runs from base 1 to 3153 and encodes 1050 amino acids. Gene Ontology annotation, biological process: DNA repair; DNA replication. Gene Ontology annotation, cellular component: DNA replication factor C complex; nucleus. Lineage: Eukaryota; Fungi; Ascomycota; Sordariomycetes; Hypocreales; Nectriaceae. The record is from RefSeq and is a predicted model, not a curated record. Gene Ontology annotation, molecular function: DNA clamp loader activity; ATP hydrolysis activity; ATP binding. The transcript is spliced from 5 exons.